AUGAAUGCUAUAGAGAUCGAAUAAGAAAAUUAUCUAAAAGUAAUAUUAUAGCUACGGAAUGAAAUUAAGAAAUAUAAAGGGCCAGAUUCUCAAAUAACAAAAUCUAAUAAUUCUUCAUUAUCACUUUAUAAUAUUAAAAAUCAAUAAUAAUAAGAGGAUCAAUAAAUAAGUGAUAUAUAAAAGGAAGGUUAAGGUGAUUCAAAUAUUACUAACUUAUAAAGAAUGCCUUAUAUUGAAAUGUUAGAAUAAGCUGAGAAAUACUUAAAAUUAGUAUAUGAAACUGCAUACAAUUUAAAUCAUGAUAUUUUGGAAAAAUAAUUAUUAGCAAAAGAAACAAUACCAUAUAAACUAAUAAAAUAGAUCUCUUAACCUUAAAUUUGCUAAGCUUUAUCUUUUAAUUUUGAUAAUACUUUACUUGCAACAACACAAGGAAGAAAUAUUAAAAUUUUGAAUUUCAAUUACAAUAAAGGAAAUAUUGAAUAAAUAGCAAACUUUGAAGCUCAUGAAUCUAAUAUAAAUAGUUUAGUAUUUAGUAAAAAAACUAAUUAUUUAUUUUCUGGAGGAGAUGACUUUUUCAUUCGUAUAUGGGAAGAAUUAAAAUCAAAAAAUUAAUGGAAAAAUAAAAUAUCUAUAAAUACAAAAAGCCCUAUUACUUGUAUGAUUCUAAAUAAAAAAGAAAAUCUUAUCAUCGUUGGAAAUAAAUAGGGAUUUAUACAAACUUGGAAUCUAAAUGUAGAAUAAGAAACAAUUACUAUUGUACUAGAAAUAAGAAAAGUUCAUGAAUAAAAUAUUUUUGGAAUUAGUCUUAAUUUAUUUGAAGACAGACUAAUCACUUGUUCUUAAGAUAAAAAAAUUAUACUUUGGAUUAUUGAUAAAAGAGGAUUAAUACAAAAGAUAACAGAAUAAGAAAGAAUUAAUUUUGUAUCUUCCAUUAUCUUUUUAUAUGAUAAAACAAUACUUUUAACUUAAAAUAAAAAAGGAAUUAUUGAAUUAAAAUUAGACAAUGAUAAUUUUAAAGAAGAUGAAAAAAUAAUAUUAGAAGAUCCAUCAGAAGAUUAUCCCAAUUUUCCAAUUUAAUUUAAUAAAACUAAAAAUAUUAUGAUAAUCAAGCAUAAUUAAUUUGUUUAUAUGUAUAGAGAACUUCAUUAAGGUUCUUAUGAUUUGUAGAAUAAAAUAGUUUUUGACUCUAUAAAAUUAUAUGGAGCUUUUUCGUCUGAAUGUAAGUAUUUAGUCACUUUAAAUGAAUAAUUUUUGAGACUUUAUGAGUUAGAAUGA
Messenger RNA from Paramecium pentaurelia, 1275 nucleotides. The record is from the annotation of a GenBank genome assembly. NCBI's taxonomy places the organism in Eukaryota, Ciliophora, Oligohymenophorea, Peniculida, Parameciidae.